Molecule: messenger RNA, 768 nt
Organism: Histoplasma capsulatum G186AR
Lineage: Eukaryota; Fungi; Ascomycota; Eurotiomycetes; Onygenales; Ajellomycetaceae
Exons: 4
Coding region: 1-768 (255 amino acids)
Source: RefSeq, a predicted model, not a curated record
AUGGCGAAUCCAACCAAUGCAGAAGCCCUCAAAGCCUGGGAACUGAAUGCCAGCUUCUGGGACCAGCAUAUGGGCUACGAAGGCAACGAUUAUUACAGAAUCGUGGAACUCCCUUCGCUUGAGCGCAUGGCAGCCGUGAAACCCGGCGAUAGGGCGUUGGACCUUGCGACAGGAAACGGGCUUGUCGCGCGCUGGCUAGCGUCGAACGGUGCUCGUGUUAUUGCAACAGAUGGCAGCCAGGCCAUGAUCGAUCAUGCAAAACACAGAAGCACAAAUGCUAAUGGAGAAAAUGUCAACUCCAUAUCGUACCAGAUUUUGGAUGCCACGAGCACACAGAGCUUCGAAAAUUUCAUCGCAAAGGAGACAGCGGAAGAGGGCCCAUUCGAUAUCGUCGUAAUGAACAUGGCCAUCAUGGAUAUCGCUACUCUUGAACCAUUAGCAGCUGCUCUACCAAAACUACUGAAGCAAAAUACUGGACGAUUUGUUGCAACGCUCCUCCAUCCUCUCAUCACCGCUGGAUCCACGCGCGUGCUCGAAUACGGGGAUAGCCGGGAAACAGGACGCGAGGAGGAGCAUUACACGUUCCACCGUCCCAUACACGAUGUUUUAUCCCCUUUUCUCCGUUCAGGAUUAGUUCUGGACGCGUUCGAGGAACCGGAUUUCGAUCCGGAAUACAACAAUAGCAAGCAAAUUGACCCAAGAUCUCUGCGGUAUGUCACCGAAAUUCCCAAAAUCCUCGCAUUCAGGAUGAGGGCCAUUGGCUACUGA